AAUGGAGAUGGAAGACAUAGACGACGAUAUAACUGUGUUCUACACUGACGAUCGUGGUACAGUACAAGGACCAUACGGAGCCUCAACUGUGCUUGAUUGGUACCAGAAAGGAUAUUUCUCGGACAAUCAUCAAAUGAGAUUCACUGACAAUGGACAACGAAUUGGGAAUUUAUUCACAUAUGAAACUACAUUGGGUGAGAUGAAAGCGAGAUAUGGAGAAGAAGCACCGAUUCCGACGAAACUCGAAGAUUUUAAUUUUCGUGGAUUCUCAAUUAAACCGAAAUCUAAUAAAAGACAACUCGAUAGAGAUCCACUUAAAUUACCAAGGAAAGUGAAUCCGAGAGAUCUGGAACCAACCGAUGCCAGAAACAGGAAUGGAAAUUAUGAAAAUCGAAAUGAAUAUGGUUAUAACUGUGAUAGACAAAGUACAAGCGCAGUGGAUUCUAGGAACCAAUCUGUACCGCCCGAAUCGCCCACUAGAACAACAAAAAGAAGCAAGAAAAAGAUGUUUGUCUGGAAAUUCGGGACCCGAACCGGGAGAAAUAAACACUGAUUCGCAAGAAAUGUCCGAUAUGGUACCAUAUGGACCGGAGCCACCUCCUCCGAAAAAACGAAAUGAUGAAUAUGUUCUUCGUUCAAAAGGAAAUAUUCGAUCCAGUGAUGAGAAAAGGCUGACGGUUGGGAAAAGGAGUCUACCAUUUUAUUAUGGAGAUGAAGACAAGAAGAAAACCAGUUUGAAAAAAAUAAUUGCACUCGAGUUCGCUUCAAUACUCCGCACGGAUUAUGUGAAAUUGGAGAAACGGCAACGCGAUCAACUUCACAACAUUUGUAACCAAUGGGAGCUACCGGAUAACUGCAGAUUCUGCAAAUGUGCUUUAAAAUUCGCUCCAAAUUUCUUGAGCCAUGUACUGUCUAUUCCACACAUUACGAAGAGCAUGGAUCAAUAUGACAGACGUUUCACAUUUGAAGGAGACUAUCGUAUGCUUAAAAACGAAAUCGAAAAAGUUAAAACGAAUUGUCGGGAUGCUCCAAGUCCUCUUCCACCUGCAAUGGAUCCUGUUGCACCAUAUCAUGUUCGCGAUAAAUGCACACAAUCAUAAUAUUUCACCCAAUUACCAUCCCAUGUACAUUAAGAUUUAAUAGAUACUCAAUCAAACUUUUUUCACCUGUUCCCACGAUUUCUUCGCGUUUUCAGCGAAAGCACAGAAAAGCUAAUUUUACAUAUAAAAAGUAGCACUCUAUUUACAAGUGUUCUUGUCUUAUACAAUAUUUUCGUGUUCCUUUAUCCACGUCCCCCCCCCAUGACCUAUUGUAUUGUUUCAGAAUUUUUUUAACAUGGCUCUUUUUCCUUACAAAAUACUUCACCUCCCCCAUUUUUCCUUUUUUUCCAACAAAUUUUCGUCUUGAUUCCAAAAAUAAACAUUGGAGUUAUU
Molecule: messenger RNA, 1433 nt
Organism: Caenorhabditis elegans
Lineage: Eukaryota; Metazoa; Nematoda; Chromadorea; Rhabditida; Rhabditidae
Gene: K11H3.8
Product: C2H2-type domain-containing protein
Exons: 6
Coding region: 360-1100 (246 amino acids)
Source: RefSeq, marked reviewed